This is a messenger RNA of Myripristis murdjan (pinecone soldierfish), 581 nucleotides long. RefSeq names its product olfactory marker protein b (gene ompb). Gene Ontology annotation, biological process: signal transduction; sensory perception of smell. Lineage: Eukaryota; Metazoa; Chordata; Actinopteri; Holocentriformes; Holocentridae. The transcript has a single exon. The coding region runs from base 1 to 483 and encodes 160 amino acids. The record is from RefSeq and is a predicted model, not a curated record.
AUGCACGCCGAGCUGGAGCUGCCCUUUCGCCUGGAUCCCCAGCUGACGGAGGUGAUGCGCCUGCGGGUGCAGUCUCUGCAGCAGCGAGGCCAGAGGCGGCAGGAGGGCGAGCGCCUGCUGCGGCCCAACGAGGCGGUCUACCGGUUGGACUUCUCCAAGCAGUCCCUCCAGUUCUCACAUUGGACAGUGCGGCUGGCGCAGACGGGACGCCUCACCGUCACGGCCACCUCACAGCUGUGGACGCCCGACCUGACCCACCUGAUGACCCGUCAGUUGCUUGAACCCGCCGGGGUUUUCUGGAAGGUCCAGGGUGGCGCUCAGGAUGCGUCCGUCCACUGUUAUGAGGCAGACGCUCAAGAGUUCGGUGAGAGAAUUGCUGAGCUGGCCAAGGUAAGGAAGGUGAUGUACUUCCUGUUUGCGUUUGAGGAGGGCUGCAUCCCAGAGAGCGUCGACUGCUCCAUUACCUUCAAAGUGGAUAGCUGAGUCUUGGGUAUAUGUAACCGAACAGACACUUGCUGCAAAAUUGAUGCUUUUCCUGAUUGUGAGUGUAUUUGUUCAGAGCCAGUGUGCUGUGGGGUUGU